Messenger RNA from Parnassius apollo (apollo), 393 nucleotides. Lineage: Eukaryota; Metazoa; Arthropoda; Insecta; Lepidoptera; Papilionidae. The record is from the annotation of a GenBank genome assembly.
AUGCUGGUAACCUAUUUGGAAGCCAGCCGGGAUCUUUGCGAGACGGACUCAGUUCUUUUUGGCGCCGCAGUGGCAGCUUGCCGUAUUAUUAGCGCCACACUUCCCAUGGCUGGACGCGCUACUAAACAAAGUAGCACCAUCGCAGCCUGGAGAAAAAGAAUUGAGGACCGUAUCGCAAAGUCAAGGGCCCUUAUCGGCAGACUGACAAGCUUCAGGUCGGGUAAUAAUAGACAGAGGAUUGUGCGCACCGUUAGAAUGGCGUUUGCUGGGACAAAUAUCAGUUUCAGAGCGCAUAGACGACCUGAAGCAAAAGAUGGCUGCUUGGGGGAAGCGGAUUCGACGAUUUACCGAGAGGUCAAAGCGGUUCAACCAGAAUCGUCUCUUUCAGAGUGA